Asterias rubens (European starfish) is the source of this 3229-nucleotide messenger RNA. RefSeq names its product WD repeat-containing protein 61-like. The transcript has 9 exons. The record is from RefSeq and is a predicted model, not a curated record. Bases 129 to 1037 code for a protein of 302 amino acids. Gene Ontology annotation, cellular component: Cdc73/Paf1 complex. Gene Ontology annotation, molecular function: protein binding. Lineage: Eukaryota; Metazoa; Echinodermata; Asteroidea; Forcipulatida; Asteriidae.
UUACCAGCGUAAACAAAAACGUGCAUGUUCUAAUGGCAUGUUGUAAACAGUGUUGUUCUUGGUGAUCAGACAGUCUGUAGUAAACGAAUAAGCGCUAAGUUGAAUGUUAUUCGAGAAAUCAGAUCAGAAUGUACAGCAUCUUGUUCAAGCAGGAGCAGGCCCAUACAGACAGCAUAUGGAGCUGUGCUUGGAUGAGGAGUGAUAAAGAUGGCAUGGAGAACAUCGUCACUGGAUCUGUAGAUGACCAAGUCAAAGUCUGGCAAUGGUCCAAUGAUGAGCUGAAGUUGAAGUGGACAUUAGAGGGUCACCAGCUGGGUGUGGUAUCAGUGGACAUCAACCCAACAGGGACAAUCGCCGCCUCAAGCUCUCUUGACAGCAACAUCCGCCUUUGGGACCUGGAAGUGGGCAAACAAAUGAGGAGCAUAGACGCUGGGCCUGUUGAUGCGUGGACCAUAACAUUCUCACCGGACGGUCGUUUCUUAGCUACAGGAAGCUACACGGGAAAGGUCAACUUGUUCGGGGUCGAGAGCGGGAAAAAGGAAGCCACACUUGACACCAGGGGAAAGUUCAUCCUCAGUAUUGCAUAUAGUCCAGAUGGAAAGUACAUAGCUAGUGGCGCCAUCGAUGGCAUCGUUAACUUAUUUGACAUUCAGACAAGUAAACUACUUCAUACAUUAGAAGGUCAUGCUAUGCCCAUUAGAUCACUGUGUUUCUCCCCAGACUCACAGUUACUUGCCACAGCGUCAGAUGAUGGACACUUAAAAGUUUAUGAUGUGCAACAUGCCAACCUAGCUGGGACGCUAUCCGGCCAUGGGUCCUGGGUUCUGAGUGUGCACUUCUGUCCGGACAACACCCAUUUUGUCUCCAGCUCGUCAGACAAAACAGUGAAAGUAUGGGACGCCGGAGCGAGACAGUGUGUUGCAACAUUCUACGAUCACUAUGACCAGGUCUGGCAGUCAAAGUACAAUGGAAACGGAUCCAAGGUUGUUUCAGUAUCUGAUGACAGAGCCAUCCAUGUAUACGACUGUCCGUUAUAGUACAAGAAACUCCAGUAGCAUACUUCUAAGACUUGACACAUUCUUCCCAGGCUUUUAAGACGAUCCCUUGAUAAAGUCACUCUGCCUGUGGGGUUCUCAAAUCGAGCACUGGAAACAUCCCCACUUGCAUCGCUGCAACACCACCUGCUGAAAGCCAUUAAGGUGUACUGUACAGUCCCACAAAUUCAGCUUCCUUUGAACAUCGUUCCAAGCUUUUUAACUCUAAAGUUCCAUCUUUGAAAAGUCACAUGGCUGUGACAUUUUUCCCAUGGCCAAAAGAACUGUUGUCAGGAAUGACUGAAAGGAGGCUAGUUUUUUUUGUCCGAAGAUCCUACAGGUACAGACUUUACUACACCUUACUGAUGUAAAGAUGGGCAAAGAUCUCUUGCAGAAAAGUGGAAGGAAUUUUAUAAGAAGUUGACUGCGUUGCUUUCCAUUGAGUUUUUUUGCUGAUACUGAAUUUUAGGCAAAAUUAAUGUAAUACCAGGGAACCAAGAAUAAACUUGGACUGAUUGGGAGCAUGUAAUUCAUGUAGAUAGUUUUAUCUGACAUCAUACCUUGUAAACUUUAACUUCCAGCAAGUAGAAAUUUCCCUUGGGGUCUGUCUACCAUAUUACAGAACACCGGUUUGCAUACAAUUAUGUACACAUAUGUUGUGGGUGUUUUUGCUAGAAGAGCACAAGUACUCAAAGUUUUGAGUUUUUUUUUAAAUUCUUUUGGAAGUUCUUAAUGUCGUUUGCCCUUGUGGAACAAGAGGGAAAGUUAGUGUUUUCUUUUGAAACAAUUUAGUAGAAAACAAGAUUCUCUGAUGGUACAAUAUGUAUGUUGGGGGGGAAUUUUAACUUGGUUAAACCAUAUCUUACCAUGGAUCUCUGAAAUUUAAUUUUUACUUACACUCUGUCGGAGUAAGUCUGUGAUGGGUAUUUGUUUAUGCUAUCAUAGAUUUAAUGGUAACAGUCAAGGUACACUGGAAGCAUCAGUCAGUACAUUGUUGUACUAAAGGGAAUGAAUUUGGUUGGUAACUUGUAAAUAAAUAUGUCACACUAUUAAUUGUGAAUACAUUUUGAAUACAAUCUUCCUAGUCUGUGUUUUCCUUUUAUCUUACCAUGUCUUGCCUUUUAUCUUCUUUGAAAUCGUUGUGUGCCCAGAAGAAGGGGGUACAGCUCUACGCCCCUUUUUUAACAGAUGGUCGUAAGCAAUAAAGUUGCCCGACAAAAAACAAACAUGGCAUUACUGAUACAUAUUUUUGCUAGAAUAACCAGACAUGUAUUCUUAUUGCUAAGCAGAAUUUAACAUUUCUGUUAUGAUAUGCUAAUGGUAGAAAACCGAUCAAACUUUCACACCCAGUUUUAUAAGAAGGAAAUUGUUCACACUUGUUGCUUACGCCACUCAAAAUGCAAAACAAUGGAAUAGAAACAGUAAGUAUUUAUAGCCACUGAGCAUUGACUGUGUACUGCAAAGUUUCAGUUUACAUGUAGGAUGUUGGAGGAGAAUUAUUCAAGGGAAAACCCACAAAGUCAGGCGGAGACUGACAACUCAAUCCACAUAUAGAAUCAAUGUCUCCUAUAUAGCGCACGUAUCUACCAACAAGGUACUCAAGGCGCUUAGUAUAUGUAUUUAUACAGUAAGAGAGGCUAAGGAAAGUUAUGAGUUCUGAGACCCAAUUAUGUAGCACCUUGCAAGGGUUUACAAGGUGCUACAGUGCAUAUAGCAGCCAUAGGUCCCCCAUUGGGAUUUGAACCCGGGGUUCCUGAGGUGGAAGGUCACCAUGAUGAUGAUGAUAAGCUAUGAUUCAGACAGCACUGAAAACAGUACUAAGGAUCAGACACAUCUCGGUUAUUUUACAGAAACAAUUUAACCUUUAGACCUUACGUACAUAAUGACGUCAUUUCAGUAGGACACCCUCGGCUAGUUAUCAAAAGAAGGUACAUGUACCUGAUUGACCCGUCCUGUGCGCUGUGCAUACAUAGCUGCGCGUUUCUAUCACUAUUUUACCUCCAAGAUGGCGGCUUUAUGAUGACAAUGCAUAAGGUCCAUUUAGUAGGUGAACAUGGAAGGUCAAGAACACCACUUUAGAGGUGCAAUCAACAAAUGGCAACUUUCCAUAAACUGUUAGCAACUUUUCAAUGCGUCAAACUGUUCAUUUUUGACCUACAUGUAGAUGAAAUUUCAUAGAACUGCUGAGCACAAAC